AUGUUCCGGAACGCUUUCCAGCAUCGCUUCGUUACGGUGUUCAGUAGUGGCGGUAGCAAGUCGCUUGCCAUCUGGGAUGUGCAUACGAAAAAUGGCCACGCUAGGCGUGUGACCGAUGAGCAUACACGUUCGCUGGCCUUCGAGCUGACCGGCGUAAACGUUGCCACCACCUUCAUGGUAGCCCCAUGCGCGCCCUGUCCAUCGCUCUCAAUCAAACUGCCGUUUCUUGUGAUGUUGGUAAAAAAUAUGAAGAAGUUUUUUUCCUUCGAAAUUCAGAUUCUGGACGAUAGACAAUCGCUGCGCCGUUUACGCUUCUCCAACUACCAAAGUGUAACGCGUGUGAAUAACUUCAGCACCUUCUUACCAUUAUCUUUGUCACCGAGCUGGGGUCAGAUACAGAUCAACCUGGCUGAUUUUACACGAAAAGCCUACGGCACGAAUUAUGUGGAGACGGUCCGGUUGCAAAUACAUGCCAAUGUGCGUAUCAAGUGCAUCUACUUCUGUGAUCAACUUUACACGAACGACGAAACGCCACCCGAGCUGAGACUGUUCCAACCGAUCCGACCAAACCGUAUAAUGGAGUUGAAGAAGCAGCAGAAGCCGCCCAAGAUUCCACAUGAGCCAAUUGAAACUGUACGUCCGCCGACACCGGUAGAUAGUGCUGAUGUUACUAAUCUGUUGGAGAAUGAGCUAGCAACUGCACAGUGCGCCGCUGGAACAGAAGUCUAA
Messenger RNA from Anopheles marshallii, 729 nucleotides. RefSeq names its product cilia- and flagella-associated protein 20-like. The record is from RefSeq and is a predicted model, not a curated record. Gene Ontology annotation, cellular component: motile cilium; ciliary basal body. Bases 1 to 729 code for a protein of 242 amino acids. Lineage: Eukaryota; Metazoa; Arthropoda; Insecta; Diptera; Culicidae. The transcript is spliced from 2 exons. Gene Ontology annotation, biological process: cilium assembly; regulation of cilium beat frequency involved in ciliary motility; positive regulation of cell motility.